Messenger RNA from Microthlaspi erraticum, 981 nucleotides. NCBI's taxonomy places the organism in Eukaryota, Viridiplantae, Streptophyta, Magnoliopsida, Brassicales, Brassicaceae. The record is from the annotation of a GenBank genome assembly.
AUGGGGAGGCAACCGUGUUGUGACAAAGUAGGGUUGAAGAAAGGGCCAUGGACUGUUGAAGAAGACAAGAAGCUCAUCAACUUCAUCCUCACCAAUGGCCACUGCUGUUGGAGAGCUCUUCCCAAGCUUUCUGGACUACUGAGGUGUGGUAAAAGCUGCAGGUUAAGAUGGAUAAAUUAUUUAAGACCUGAUUUAAAAAGAGGUCUUCUAUCGGAAUAUGAAGAACAAAUGGUCAUUGAUCUUCAUGCCCAACUUGGCAAUAGAUGGUCAAAGAUUGCCUCUCAUCUACCGGGAAGAACUGAUAAUGAAAUUAAAAACCAUUGGAACACACACAUAAAGAAAAAACUAAGGAAGAUGGGUAUCGACCCUUUGACCCAUAAGCCUCUCUCUGAACAAGAAGGCUCACAACAGGCUCGAGAGACCAAGAAAAGCCUAGUGCCUCAUGAUGACAAGAACACAAAACAAGAUCAAGAAGAUCAACAAAGCAAAGACAAUCAAGAACCACAUCAGUUAGGUCAAGAUUUGGAGAAGACGUCCUCACCAAUUUUUAGUGAUGGGUUUUCAAUUGAUGAAGUCCCAUUGCUCAAUCCAAAUGAGAUCUUUAUGGACAUCUCUUCUUCUCAUCAUCAUACUAAUGAUGAUAACGCCAAUAUUAACAUUAGUAACUCCACUACGUCGCCUUCUGCCUCUUCCUCUUCUACUUCGUCGUGUCUAUCAUCAGUAUUACCGAGUGAUGAGUUCUCAAAGUUUCUGGAUGAAAUGGAGAUACUUGACCUCAAGUGGCUCUCAUCCGAUGAUUCAUCAGGGGAUACCAUGAAUUUCAAAGACAACACUGUCGAUACCACGAACUUAUGGGACAUCAACGAUUUGAGUAGCUUGGAUUUGCUUAUGAAUGAUCACAAUGAUGGUUUUGUUGGAAAUGGUAAUGGAUGUUCAAGAAUGGUUUUAGAUCAAGAUUCAUGGACAUUUGAUCUCCUCUAA